Anguilla rostrata (American eel) is the source of this 3907-nucleotide messenger RNA. RefSeq names its product ring finger protein 31 (gene rnf31). Gene Ontology annotation, biological process: protein linear polyubiquitination. The record is from RefSeq and is a predicted model, not a curated record. Gene Ontology annotation, cellular component: LUBAC complex. Lineage: Eukaryota; Metazoa; Chordata; Actinopteri; Anguilliformes; Anguillidae. Bases 196 to 3543 code for a protein of 1115 amino acids. Gene Ontology annotation, molecular function: K48-linked polyubiquitin modification-dependent protein binding; ubiquitin protein ligase activity; zinc ion binding. The transcript has 24 exons.
UUUACCUACCCAGAUAGCGUCAAAAUAGCUGUCAGUUUCCGGGUAAACGGAAUAGCCGCUUAACUAAAUCACUUUCUGUUUUUGUUUGGGCUCCUUUGAGAAUCGUUCGUUAUAAAAAUGUAUUAAAUCAACGGGAAAUGUCAAGACGUUAUCGGUGGACACAACCUCUGUGAAAAUAAGCGAAAGCGCAUUGCUAUGGCGACCCUGUCAGCCCAGCUGGGGGAGGUCCGGAGCCGGGCAGAGGCCUGUCUGUCAUCCUCAGGCUCCGCCCCCGAAGUGAGAGCGGAUGUGAUGGUGAUGGCCAAUAUCCCGCUCCCCCCGUCCGCCAAAUACCGCCACAUCGCCGCCGAAACCAUGGUGACGGAAAAUGGCGCCGGCAGGAACAGGCAGGAGAGCUUGGUCUCCCUGGAGAGGCUGUCUACGGCGCUGAACAUCCUGGAGAAGUACGGCUGUAACCUGACCGGUCCAAACCGGCCCAGGUACUGGCGCAGCGUCAAGCACAACAACCCCGUCUUCAGAGCUACUGUGGACGCCAUCAGGGGGGGUAGGGCUGUGCUCUGUCUCUAUGGUUACUCUAACCAGCAGCCGGAUGGCCUGAGCUUCCCAGAUGAUGUCAUAGAACCUGACAUUGAGAAGGUCGCCGGUGUGACCCUGGAGGUCAUGACCCUGCGCAUGGAGCUGGACAUGCUGAUCAAGGAGUCGCAUCCUCACCCGGAGUUCUUUGAACGAAUCAUUCCUUCUCUCUGCCAGCAGGGGGAGACACAUGAGCAGGACAUUGGCAGACUUACGGCAGACGCGGUGGUCAUCCCCUCCAGCGAAAGGAAGUGGGAGAGGGAGGUGCAGCCCUUGUCCCCGUCCCUCCCCCCAAAACCUGCACACAGCCCCAGCCUAGGCCCCGCCUCACUGGCCCCAGCAUCGCUGGCCCCCGCCCUCCAAACAGGGGACUGCAGCCUGUGUGGCAACGCCCCCUCUCUCCUUUGCCCGGCCUGUGGCUCGAUUCCCUUCUGUGAGUCAUGUGACCUGGUGUUCCAUCGCCACCCCAGCCGGGCCAGUCACAAGCGAGAGAGCACGCAGGCCCAGAAGCCCGAUAACUGCACCAUAUGCGGUAUACUCCCAGUCUCUGCGCACUGCCUGACCUGCGUCCAGCAGCUGUGCUCGGAAUGCGACAGGCUGUGCCACUCGCACCCGGGCCGGGCGGGGCACAGCCGAACACCCGUGACCUCGCUCAAACCGCCAAAGGCCUUUCGCUCCUCUCCAUCCUCCUGGCAGUGUGUCCACUGCACCACAGUGAAUGAGCUGCAGGAGGUGUUGUGUGUGAGCUGUGAUCGGCCUCGACCCGCUCCUGCCUCCGCUGGUGAGGAGGAGCCACUGCAGCCGUCCACCAUCACAGAGUGGCAGUGCAGAAGCUGCACGGUCGUGAACGCGGGCAGCAGCAUUCUGUGUGAAGUGUGUGAGCGCCCCCGUCUGGCCACACGCCCCCCUCCCAUGCCUGUUCGCCCCGCCCCGCCCACGCCGGAACAGCCCAGGGACCUCGGAACACAGUGGGUGUGUCAGUUCUGCACCUACGCCAACUCCGCUCUCUCGUCCUCCGUCUGCGAAAUGUGCGACCUGCCGCGCCCAGACCCCGCCCCCAUGCCCGCCAAACUCCCGCCGUCGCCUGUCGAGGAGCUGCCUCCGUCGCCCGUCAAGCCCCCGGCCCCGCCCCCGGAGGACCCCGAUGUGAAGAGACAGAAGCUGAUGAGGGAGGAGGGGCAGCGGCUGAUUCAGCUGAUCAGAGAGGGGGAGAAGAAGGGAGUGAGUCCGGAGGAGGUGUACACCAGCGUGCGCGUUUCCGGGGACGACUCUGUGGCCCCCUGUGAUUGGUUGAAAACGGAGCUCCCCCACCUGCUGGACGAGAUCUGUGCCAUGGCCGCCUCUGUCGAGCAGGACUACAGAACAGGGAAUUCUGGGACGACUGAGCCCGCAGGCGGCCAGCAGGGCGGCGCCGUGAGGCUGUCCCGAGCCGAGGCCAAGCAGGCGUGGCUGUCAGCAGUGGGCGACACUGAGCGCGCGGUCGAGCACGUGCUGAGGGACAGACGCGCCAAGGUGAAGGAGCUGUGCUCGUUGGGUUUCAGUGAUGUGUCCAGGUGUGAGGAGGCCCUGCGGCUGAGCGGGGGGGAGGUUCGAGGUGCGCUGUCCCUCCUGCAACGCCCUCUGCUGGAGCCCUUUCACCAGCGCAUGUGGGGCGACCAGCCUGAGCCUCGCAUAGACAUCAAUGACCCUGACAAACAGAGGGUGUGUAGGAGACUGCUUGCAGUAUACGAGCUGCCCAGUUGGGGGCGCUGUGAGCUGGCGCUGUCGCUGCUGCAGAGCCCCGGGGCCCAGUACACCCUGGAGGAUGUGCUGCAGGCGGUUCGAGAGUCACAUGACCGAGACUUCAUCCGCCGGGUCCUCGCCAAGGAGUGCCCCAUCUGCCUGUCUCUAUUUCCCCACAGCAAGAUGCAGUCGCUGACCUCCUGUCAGUGUUCGGUGUGCUGCGACUGCUUCCAGCAGCACUUCACCAUCGCGGUGCGGGACAAGCACAUCAGAGACAUGGUGUGUCCUGUGUGCUGGGAACCGGACAUCAACGACCCCGAGCACCUCAACAGCUACUUCAGCACUCUGGACAUACAGCUGCGGGACUGUCUGGAUCCAGAGGUGUAUGAUCUCUUCCAUAAGAAGCUGACAGAGCAGGCUCUCAUCAAAGACCCCAAGUUCCUCUGGUGCAGUCAUUGCUCUUAUGGGUUUAUUUAUGAUGGAGAUCAGCUGAAGGUCACCUGUUUCCAGUGCAGAAACAGCUUCUGCGCCCAGUGCAAGAAACCCUGGGAGCCGCAGCAUGCAGGGCUCUCCUGUGAACAGUUCCAGUCCUGGAAGAGAGAGAACGAUCCGGAAUACCAGAGACAGGGCCUGGCUGGGUACCUGCGUGACAACGGCAUCAUCUGUCCAAACUGCAGGUUUCAAUACGCUUUGUCCAAAGGAGGCUGCAUGCACUUCUGCUGCUCUCAGUGCAGAUACCAGUUCUGUAGCGGAUGCAACAACCCCUUCCACACAACAUGUACGGUGGCUCAGUGCAGUGUUACAGGCCUACAUGCCCAUCACCCUCGAGACUGUCUGUUCUACCUGAGGGACUGGGAGCCACCCCGUCUGCAGGCCCUGCUGCAGAAGAAUGGUGUUGCAUUCAACACCGACCCACCACAUGGAACACAAGCUGGGCUGUGUGGAGUGAUGGAGCAGAAGGACGAGGGGGGGCGGCAGGUGGACUCUCCCUGUGGAGCUCAGACCCAGCCUGGGCAAGCAGGACUCUGCGACAAACACUACAGGGAGUACCUGGUCAGCCUCAUCAACGGGCACUCUAUAGACCCCGCCCCUCUGUUCAUGGCCAAUGAAGUGACUGUGGCCUGCAGGAGAUACCAAGUGGAUGACCGACGGGGGGAAGGGGAAGAGGAUCGGGCGUACUACUCUCGGCUGCUAAAGAAACUGAUCGAGGAAGUCCCAUUGGGCGACAAGGUCCCCCGGAAGAAAUGAAUGAGAAGAAAUUUUAACUUGUUUUCUGUUUUUUUAUUUUUAUCAAACAAAUGAAAAGAAACUGGGGUACUUUAAAGGGUAUUUGGGGGGGGGGGGGGUAUUUCUGAGGAAUAAUGUCUCCAUCAGUGUUCCCAGAAGGGCACCCCUGGCUUGGCCUGGCAGUAUAGUUCUGCAUCCAUCUCUGUGAUAACUCGUCCUUAACAGUACAUCUGAUCUAACAUGAUCCAAUAUGCAGUUUGUAUAGUUUCAACUGAUAAAAGUACAUUGGCUGCUUUAAGUGCUGCUCAGUCCAGAACAGGUCAGGUUUGGGUCAUGGUAUUAUCAGAGUGAGUGAUACAAUAAAUCUGUCUUCUUACGCGUGUCA